UUAGGUAUUGACACGUCAGAGCCAAACGCUGUUGUCAUCGGACUCUCUCCUGAUCACUUCAACUACCAGACACUCAACCAGGCUUUCAGGAUGGUUCUGGAAGGAGCUCCUCUCAUCGCCAUCCAUAAGGCUCGAUACUACAAACGUGCGGAUGGUUUGGCCCUCGGCCCCGGGCCCUUUGUGGCGGGGCUGGAGUUCGCUGCAGACUGCAGAGCUACUGUGGUGGGAAAGCCUGAAAAGUGUUUCUUCACACAGGCCCUGUCUGAUUUAGAAUGUAGCCCCACUGAAGCUGUCAUGAUAGGAGAUGAUGCCAGAGAUGAUGUGGGCGGAGCACAGAACGCAGGGAUGUUGGGAAUACUGGUCAGAACUGGUAAAUACCGAGAAGGAGAUGAGGAUAAAAUCAAGCCUCUCCCCCACCUGACAUGUGACAGUUUCCCAGAAGCUGUGGCACACAUCCUGAAGAACCUGCUAUAAAACAGCAGCUCCUUUUUGGACCAAAAACCACUCUAGCUCUAAAGAUGUUUAUUGAAUCAUUCCACUCAGCAUUCCCUCAACCUUUAGGUAAAAUAACAAUGUUAUACUCCUGUAUAUAUAAAAGAGCAUGCACACCUUUAACAACAUGUCUAUUUCACUGUUCUAGACUACUUUUUUAAGUGAAUAAUCCAUAAAAGUAAAGUAUGCAUUGACUAAAUACCCACCAUCUGUUGCCUCAUUAACUGAUGUUUGUCAUUAUGUCAUAAAGUGUACAUUUAACCCUUCUGUUGUGUUCGGGUCUCCCGUGACCCGUUUCAAGUUAAAAUGAUAUAAUAACUACGCUCUACUUUUU
This is a messenger RNA of Notothenia coriiceps (black rockcod), 826 nucleotides long. RefSeq names its product haloacid dehalogenase-like hydrolase domain containing 2. NCBI's taxonomy places the organism in Eukaryota, Metazoa, Chordata, Actinopteri, Perciformes, Nototheniidae. Gene Ontology annotation, molecular function: phosphatase activity. The transcript is spliced from 5 exons. The record is from RefSeq and is a predicted model, not a curated record. Gene Ontology annotation, cellular component: cytoplasm. Gene Ontology annotation, biological process: dephosphorylation. The annotation marks the transcript as partial.